UCCGCCAGCUCCCUUUGUGUUCACCGGAGAAUGUGAAUGGCGAAAGAUGACAUGGCAGAGGUAGAUUUGGCAUCAAACGGAGCGGAACCCCCAGGCCAGGCCUCCUCGGCGUGUCCCUACGAGGAGUACGAAUGCAAAAUCUGCUACAAUUACUUCGACCUUGACCGACGGGCUCCGAAAAUCCUGGAGUGUCUGCACACGUUCUGCGAGGAGUGUCUGAACACGCUGCACCUCCGGGAGGAGCGGCCGUGGCGCAUCAGCUGCCCCAUCUGCCGCCACCGCACUCCGGUGCCGGAUUACCGGAUACAGAACCUGCCCAACAACACCAAGGUGACGGAGGACUUCCCGCUCUACAUCGACUCGGACCCGCUCCCGCAGGACGCGCUGCCUCCCUACCCUCCGCCGCUGCAUCCAGCUCUGAUCGCGCUCCGCCGGGAGGAGGCGUCGGGGGCGUCCAGCGCCAGCCAGGCCACCCCGUCCACCACUGUGUCCACGGCCACGACCCUCUCACAGGACUCCGUGCGCUACGACAGCUGUCAGAGCUGCAAGAGAGUGGCGCUGACCACCGGCUGCGUGUGCGUCAUCUUCUCCUUCUUGUCCAUGCUGGUGCUGCUGUUCAUGGGCCUCAUCUUCGUGCACAGUCACAGCAACACUCCGUCGCCGGCGGGACCUAUUUGCCUGUCGGUGGCCAGCAUCCUGGCCAUGUUCUCGGUGGUCGUCACGUGGCUGAUCUGCUGGCUCAAAUACAGACCGGACCACGAGACGGGCCGCACGUCCGCCACCAGCAACUCCAGGAGAAACGCCUGAUGAUGGUGUGACGACGGAGAGCGGCAUGCGUAUGCGUGUACUUGAUCCUGACCGCGUUACCUUUUUUUAAUGCCCCUUCCAAAAUGGCCUUUUAGCAGAAUACCAAGCACCCGAAAGCCUUCAUGUUGUUAUUUGGAGCAGUAGGCCGCUGCCUCUCCCUUCUGUUGCGCGCUUGGCUGGAUGAUGGAUGAAAUGACUGAAUGUGGAGUGUCUUUAUUUGUUCGAUCCCCGCCCUACAUUAUUCCUGCUAUAUAGAUAAUAUGCACUAUUCUGCUCACUGUAUGAUAAUCAGUCACACUUCUCAACAAUGCACUCUUGUACAUAUAUAUUUUUUAAUGGUGAAACCUCUAAAAUGUUAAGAGUUGUAUCCACAAUCCAACAUGUAAAUAGACGAGAAGUGUGAGGACAAUGGUGAAUUAACCUUUCUUAAAAACAGCACUCCCUUGUAAUUUCAGGCAUAGUUUUAUUUACCACGUGUUAAAACUUACUUUUUUAACAAAUCAGGAUUAUCCGGCAGGGGCGGCUCCAGGCGGUGCAGAUGGGGUGGCCAAGGACAGGCUGAAUGUUGUAUGAUACAGUGCAAAUGCUUAAUGUGACUAAAGUGUUUAACAAAAA
Messenger RNA from Thalassophryne amazonica, 1422 nucleotides. RefSeq names its product E3 ubiquitin-protein ligase rnf152-B. Gene Ontology annotation, molecular function: ubiquitin protein ligase activity. Gene Ontology annotation, biological process: protein ubiquitination. The record is from RefSeq and is a predicted model, not a curated record. Lineage: Eukaryota; Metazoa; Chordata; Actinopteri; Batrachoidiformes; Batrachoididae. The transcript has a single exon. The coding region runs from base 37 to 807 and encodes 256 amino acids.